AUGCAUCUGUCUUUGACUCAGCAAUGUUGCUUCUGGACACUGCUCUUGCUGCUGGUGUCCAUGGUCCAAGGGGCGAAUAAGACCUCUUCUGUGAAUGUUACAGUGUGGAAUAUCUCCUACCACUCACCCACAGGGAACAUGUUGAAUUGGGCAAUCAAGUUAAGCCAGGAUAUGAAUCACCUAAUUUCAGAACUGUCUACUUACGUUAAUAAAUUUUAUGCCCAAGGCCGUGGAUUUAACAAGAGGAUCAUCAGAUGCCACACUUCUUCCCUCUCUAGACCAAAAAACAAGGAGCAAGCACAAAAUAUUGAAUCUGAAGUCCUACUGACGCUGGCGCGCACUCUAUUGCAAGCCUGGGUCGAUGCGCUGCACCACCUGUGGGCGGAAAUGGCUGACAAACUGGGCUGCACUCCUCCCAUCCUCACGAAAGCCUUGGAGAUAAAGACUAUAAACAGAAAUCUCCUCGAGUCCAUGAAAAAGAUCGCCUGCAAGGCUAAAUUUGCUCUUGGAGGAAAUGUGAAUGCCCCACUCUGGUCUGAAUUGGAACAUUUGCAGUCGCCCUAUAGAGACACUAGAUAUUUUGCCUUUUAUAACUUGUUUCGCUGCUUGGGAAGUGACUCCAAUGACGUGGAAAUGUAUCUGAAGCUCCUGAAGUGCCGAAUGCUCAAAAGCCGCUGCUGA
Microtus oregoni (creeping vole) is the source of this 681-nucleotide messenger RNA. RefSeq names its product prolactin-4A1-like. Bases 1 to 681 code for a protein of 226 amino acids. NCBI's taxonomy places the organism in Eukaryota, Metazoa, Chordata, Mammalia, Rodentia, Cricetidae. The transcript is spliced from 5 exons. The record is from RefSeq and is a predicted model, not a curated record. Gene Ontology annotation, molecular function: hormone activity; prolactin receptor binding. Gene Ontology annotation, biological process: positive regulation of lactation; mammary gland development; female pregnancy. Gene Ontology annotation, cellular component: extracellular region.